AUGGCUGAGCAGAGAGAAAACGCAUUUCAAAAGCAAGAAGUGAAAGGAAAGAACGGCGGAAGGUAUUACAAGAGCAUAGGCCUUGGCUACAAAACUCCAAAAGAGGCUAUAUUCGGUAAUUACAUUGACAAGAAGUGUCCCUUCACUGGAAAUGUACGUAUCCGUGGUCGAAUCCUCACAGGUGUUGUGCGUAAAACUAAGAUGAACCGGACUAUUGUUAUUCGUCGUGAUUACCUUAAGUACGUGAAAAAGUACAACCGAUAUGAGAAGCGACAUAAGAAUAUGUCUGUACAUAUAUCUCCUUGCUUCAGAGAUGUGGAUAUUGGAGAUGUCGUAACUGUUGGUGAGUGUAGACCCCUGAGUAAAACAGUAUCGUUCAAUGUCAUCAAAGUUUCGAAAGCCGCUAGUUCAAAGUACAAAAAGGCAUUCCAAAAGUUUUAA
Molecule: messenger RNA, 441 nt
Organism: Schistosoma mattheei
Lineage: Eukaryota; Metazoa; Platyhelminthes; Trematoda; Strigeidida; Schistosomatidae
Source: the annotation of a GenBank genome assembly